This is a messenger RNA of Phodopus roborovskii (desert hamster), 1697 nucleotides long. RefSeq names its product PARN like ribonuclease domain containing exonuclease 1 (gene Pnldc1). Gene Ontology annotation, biological process: nuclear-transcribed mRNA poly(A) tail shortening. The record is from RefSeq and is a predicted model, not a curated record. NCBI's taxonomy places the organism in Eukaryota, Metazoa, Chordata, Mammalia, Rodentia, Cricetidae. Gene Ontology annotation, molecular function: RNA binding; poly(A)-specific ribonuclease activity. The transcript is spliced from 19 exons. Gene Ontology annotation, cellular component: endoplasmic reticulum; cytoplasm.
UUGGAACUAGCGGCUAUGGACGUAUGCGCUGAUAAUUUUGAAAGUACCGGCUCGGAACUGUAUGGCAUUGUCAAUGAAUCGGAGUUCGUGAGUCUCGACAUAGAAUUCACAGGUCUGCGUUCAAACUCGUCCGGGCCCCAGCAGAUCAGUCUCUUUGAUUCACCAUCUGAGUGGUAUGCGAAGGCCCGGCAGAGUGUUAAGCAAUUUACAAUCUGUCAGAUUGGGUUGUCUGUGUUUUCCACCAUCGAGGAUGAAGUAAACCAGUAUGUGGCCAAUUCCUGGAACUUCUUUCUCUUCCCCACAACGUUUGGGGACUUGGACUCGGAGUUCUCUUUCCAGGCGUCUAGUGUUCAGUUUUUGAAUCAGUAUGGCUUCGAUUUUAACAAGUUCCUCAAAAAGGGAAUCCCGUACAUGAAUGAAGAACAGGAGAAGACACUCAGGCAAAGCAUCAUGAGAGAGAACUGGAGAGUCCGCAGUUCUCUGGACAAAGACCAGAUUAAGGCAGUGAUUGACAAGGUGACCCGGUGGGUAUACCAGGCUGAGGAAGAAGACCAGAUAAUUCUGCCUGGUAUUUCUGGGUUCCAAGCCUUUGAAGUCGAAAUGGUCCUGAGGCAGUCCCUCCCCAACAUCUGGACCAUACAGAAAGAAGUGGGGGUGGUUGUGAAGAAGAUCAGUGAGCUUCAACGCUGGUACUUUGAUAACAACCCUUGUGAUCAAAUCAAAUAUUGGAAGGAGGACAUGGUGGACUCUGCAAGAGGCUUUAAAGUCUAUUUUGACAUAUUGGUGAAUGCCAAGAAGCCCCUGGUAGGACACAACAUGAUGAUGGACCUAUUGCAUCUCCAUGAGAAGUUCUUCAAACCUCUUCCAGAAAGCUACGAAGAGUUUAAGCGGAACAUCCAUAGCCUGUUUCCUGUCAUCAUCGACACCAAGAAUGUAACAAAAGAUAUCUGGAAGGAGCUGCAUUUCCCGCGAGUCUCCAACCUCUUGGAAGUAUAUGACCUGCUGAGCAGUGACUUGAAUCCCGCUAAGAAUACUGGGCCGAAGAUUAUUCAUUCAUUUCAUUCUCACAGAUAUGCUAAGCACAGGUGCCCCCAUGAAGCUGCAUACGACGCUUUCCUCUGUGGGUCAGUUCUUUUGAAGGUGGCCCACUUGCUCCUGCACAGGCUACAAGGGUAAGUGCCUUCCCCCGACAGCUCAUUCCCUCAGUACUUCGAAAUGCUGUGGCCCUACGUGAACCAAGUGAAUCUUAUCCGAGCUGGGGUCCCUAAAAUUAAUCUUUGCGGCCCAGAUUACCCCAGUAUCCGGCCUCCUGUACUCAUCCUCACCGUCAAGAAUUGGCCCGCGGUCACCGAGCAUCAUGUCUACAAUGAGUUUCAUAAUGUUUGCAAGUUCGAUGUCAGGCGGUUCACCCAAUACCAGUUCCUGCUCCUGACCAAUAAGUUUAAGGACGUCCGCAGUGUCCUGAAGGAGUACAGGAACCACCCAAUCAUGCAGGUCUCCCUGUACCGGUACUGGAAACACUCCCCUGACAUCACCUGCCUGUUGAAAGUCUGCGGGAUCAUUACUGCCUGGGCCACGGUUGCGUUUGUCCUGGGCAGAUCCAGCCUCACAGUGCAUUGAGCCUCCUCGACUACUGCCCUAGCUUUCCCAAGAUGGCCCUCAUGACUUGUCUGUAUAAACAAGUUUGUUUUCAGGCA